Scylla paramamosain (green mud crab) is the source of this 1053-nucleotide messenger RNA. RefSeq lists its product as uncharacterized. The transcript has 2 exons. The coding region runs from base 90 to 899 and encodes 269 amino acids. NCBI's taxonomy places the organism in Eukaryota, Metazoa, Arthropoda, Malacostraca, Decapoda, Portunidae. The record is from RefSeq and is a predicted model, not a curated record.
GACGCCAAGGAAAGCAAUGUUUGCCGGGGAGUGAGAGGCUGGUGUAUAUAAGGGUGCGCGGGCCAGCCACCAGCACACUCUUCUUCACCAUGAAGCUUCUGGUCCUGUUCUCGGCUACCGUGGCAGUAGCCGUGGCUGAAGUGGGUUACGGCAGCGGCGUACCCUCUGGAGGCAGCUUCUCCCACGGCGGUGGAAGCUUCGGGGGAGGAGGAGGCUUUGGCGGUGGCUUUGGCGGUGGCUUUGGCGGCGGCGGCGGAGGAGGAGGAGGCUAUGGCGGUGGUGGAGGAUCUUGUGGUGCCGGCCAAGUGCGUCACGUUGACGGCAGCUGCGUCACGCCCCAGGUGACCCGCAACCUGUACGUCUACCGCGCUCCAGACGUGGCUCCCAUCGUGGGGCCGCGCCCUAAUGUUCCCGCACCCCGCUUGGAGCACAACAUUGUGUUCAUCCACACUCCUGAGGGGCUCGUCGACCAGCAGCCCGUCGUGGUGCCUCCCCCGCAGCAGAAGAACGUGGUGUACCUGCUGAGCAAGAGGCCUCAACAAGACCAGCAGGUGAUCCACGUGCCGGCACCCGAGCAGCAGGCACCAGAGAUCUUCUUCGUCAACUACGCCGAUGGAGAGAAUCCGUCCCUGCCCACCGGAGGCGACCUGCAAUCCGCCCUCAGCAAGGCCUCUCAGGGCAGCGCUGGAGGCGUCAUCGGCGGCGGCGGCGGCGGCGGCAUUGGUGGUGGCAUCGGUGGCGGCAUCGGUGGCGGCAUUGGUGGUGGCAUCGGUGGCGGCAUCGGUGGCGGCAUCGGUGGUGGCAUCGGUGGCGGUUACGGUGGCGGCGGCGGCGGCGGCGGCAUCAGCAGUGAAUACAGCGCCCCGUCCCCUCCCUCAGGCUCGUACUCCACGCCCUGAGCGGCACACUCUCACACACAGCGUAUUUAUGUCCUCCCUCUUGGACGCACUAUUUAUGUCGGACACCUGCCAUGAGCAAUACUACAGAUUAGAGCUUCAAUUGUAAUAAUAUCAAUUCUUGUUACAAAAAGCAUAAAUUAUAAAAACAAUUAGA